UAUACGAGCACAUGAAAGACAAUUUCCAAUCCCAGCUGCAGUGGAGUCGUCGAUUCGUGCUCCAGUAAUCUCUGAGCAGCCUGGGUUCACUUCCACGGUUCCACCAAGCGCGAGCUCGCCGGCCUCACCGUCACCAAGCUGCGCGCCAUGGAGUCCGCCACGCCGGCGCCGUACGUUGUCGAGGACUGCGGCCCCAACCUACAGCUCUUCAGCGACGGCACGGUGGUCCGCUUCGACGACUACAACAUCCUCCCUCCGCUGGUGCUGCCGCCUGAACUGUCCGCCGUCCAGUGGAAGGACGUCGUCUACGACGCCGGCCGCGGCCUCAAGCUGCGGGUGUACAAGCCGCCACCGGCGGCUGCCGUCGCUGGGGGGAAGCUCCCGGUGGUCGUGUACUUCCACGGCGGCGGGUACGUCAUCGGCAGCUUCGAGAUGGAGAACUUCCACGCGUGCUGCCUCCGCCUCGCCUACGAGCUCCCCGCCGUCGUGCUCUCUGCCGACUACCGCCUCGCUCCCGAGCACCGCCUCCCUGCUGCGCACGACGACGCGACGACCGUCAUGUCAUGGGUGCGCGACCAGGCCGUGGCGACCGGGGACGCCGCCGACCCGUGGCUCGCGGAGUCAGCGGACUUCGGCCUGGUCUUCGUCUCCGGCGACUCGGCCGGCGCGGGCAUCGUCCACCACAUCGCCCUCCGUCUCGGCUCGGGCCAGGUGGCCGUCGACCCGGCGCGCGUCGCCGGGUGUGUGCUGCUCUUUCCGUUCUUCGGCGGGGAGGAGAGGACGAGGUCGGAGGCGGAGUACUCGCCGGGGCCGUUCCUGACGCUGCCGUUAUCCGACCAGGCGUGGCGCCUCGCGCUGCCGCAGGGCGCCGCGAGGGACCACCCGCUGGCCAACCCGUUCGGCCCGGAGAGCCCGGCGCUGGACGACGCCGUCGCGCUGCCGCCGCUGCUGGUGGUGGCGGCCCAGCACGACCUGCUGCGCGACCGCGACGUGGACUACGCCGCGAGGCUGAGGGCGACGGGGAAGCGGGUGGAGCUGGUGGAGUUCGAGGGGCAGCACCACGGGUUCUUCGCCGCCGAGCCGUUCGGCGACGCCGGGAGCGAGCUGGUCCGGGUCGUGAGCCGCUUCGUGUACGGCAACGCCGCCGCGUCCAAUUAUUAAAAGUCCAACCGAGCGGGAGUGGGUCGGUUGGUAGUUGGUACCGACCGCUCACUCUCGCGCUGCCACAUGAAACACGCUCGGGGCAUUCCUACCCAUACCAUAAAUUUUUCAUUAUCAACAAAAACACUAGACACUGCUAUUUUAAUACAAACAUCACUAUUUCACACUUAAAUUUAAUGCUACUUAUCUCACGUGAUCUUGAAUAUUGUAUACAAACCAUAUCUCAUGUAAGACAUGAAUUUAUUCUCUUUUUUUAUUUAUUUACUUGCCACUUUAUUUUUUAUUCUAUGUAGCAACUUAAUGUUAGGAACCCUAUCCUAAUCAUUGGUUAGGAAUUCUUUCUCAUUCCCACUUUCUACCACGUGACGCACGUCCACGGCCCACCUUGGAAGCAUGUUAGACUAUUGCAGCAAUUUCGUUCGUAUACCGCGUGGCU
Molecule: messenger RNA, 1597 nt
Organism: Oryza brachyantha (malo sina)
Lineage: Eukaryota; Viridiplantae; Streptophyta; Magnoliopsida; Poales; Poaceae
Product: probable carboxylesterase 15
Exons: 1
Coding region: 148-1161 (337 amino acids)
Molecular function (GO): hydrolase activity
Source: RefSeq, a predicted model, not a curated record